AUGUGACCACUGGCCCAUCCUGCCCAAGAUCCACCACUUCUGCCCUCUCAGCUCUCCCUGGAUCCAUCUGGUCCCGAGUGGGAUUGCCCACUGGGCUCCAAGGACCUGGAGGAUGAGGGCCCCUGGGGAGGGGGCUCUGGCCUGCCGCCCACAGGCUGCUUCCCUGGCUCCUGGCGCCAGGACGUGGGCCUGGACUGCAAGGGAUCCCCCGAGGGGACCGAGGCCCGGGCCUGGACUGUCUACUACUACAGCCUCCUGCAGAGCUGCCUGCAACAAGCUGGCCUUCCGGAGACCCAGGACCGCAGCCAGGCGCCCCGCACAGGCUGUCCUGGGGCGGAGGUGACCUUGUGCGUUCUGGGCUCCCCCAGCACCUUUCUGCCUGUGCUGCUGGAGGGUGGGGUCCAGAGCCCGGGAAACAUGCUCCUUUGCCUGUCCCCUGCUUGGUUGAUGAAGGUGCCAGCACCUGGGCAGCCGGGUGAGGCAGCCCUGCUGGUCCUCAAGGCUGUGAGCUUCCACCCUGGGGGCCUGACAUUCCUGGAUGACUUUGUCCCCCCACGCCGUGCCACCUACUUUCUGGCAGGCCUGGGUCUGGGGCCCAGCCGGGGCCGAGAGGCAGCAGAGCUCGCCCGUGACCUGACCUGCCCCACAGGAGCUUCAGCUGAGCUGGCCCGGCUGCUGGAGGACCGGCUGCUGACAAGGCAGUUGCUGGCCCAGCAGGGUGGUGUGGCUGUGCCAGCGACCCUGGCAUUCACUUACAAGCCGCCAGGGCUGCUGCGUGGAGGGGAUUCCAGCCCAGGGCUACGGCUGGUGGAGCUGAGUGGCAAAGAGGGCCAAGAGACGCUGGUGAAAGAGGAAAGGACCUGGCUGGGCCCCAAGCCUUGGACAAAUCCUAGAAAAACCUGA
Molecule: messenger RNA, 903 nt
Organism: Mandrillus leucophaeus (drill)
Lineage: Eukaryota; Metazoa; Chordata; Mammalia; Primates; Cercopithecidae
Product: carnosine synthase 1-like
Exons: 4
Biological process (GO): carnosine biosynthetic process
Molecular function (GO): ATP hydrolysis activity; carnosine synthase activity
Source: RefSeq, a predicted model, not a curated record